Messenger RNA from Danaus chrysippus (African queen), 1284 nucleotides. The record is from the annotation of a GenBank genome assembly. NCBI's taxonomy places the organism in Eukaryota, Metazoa, Arthropoda, Insecta, Lepidoptera, Nymphalidae.
AUGUUCACGGUGAAGAGGCAAGCGGAGACAUGGAUACGGAUACAGGACAGGAUAAAAAACUGUUUGUUCAACAAAAAACUAUUGAAGAAUCCCAAGAAUGUGCUUAAGAGGAGAGGGUUAUGGUGGAGAUCAAAAUACCAGACGGUCAAAAUCAUUUUACCUCUCAUGAUAUUGAACUUUGCUGGACACACCAGCUCGGAAAGUCUCACAAGCAGGGUCCUAUCCUCGUUCCUGGGUUACCCCGCCACGUGUACUGUUGGUUCAGAGGUACGAGCUUGUUCCCUGUCACUAACCUGUUGGCUCCGUGGAGGCAUCAGGUUGAAGGGUUGUGGAGGAGGCUGGUUGUUCUCAUGCUGUUAUACGGCCAGGGACAGAUAUGACUAUGAUAACACAAUCCCGUCUUCAGACUGGAAAUACAAAAUACCGCCGAAGUUACGUCAAGUACCUCAGAGAAAUGUGGUGCCAACGAACGUGUUCCGACGAAGAGUUGACGACGAUAUUAGUCAGAUGGAGUGUGGUCUGUCAUCAAGUCGCAUGCUCCAGAAGCGUAUAAUCGGCGGUCGUGAGGCGAGGGUCGCGGAGUUCCCUUGGCAGGCUCACGUCAGAAUCUUAGAGUUCCAGUGUGGAGGAGUAUUAAUAUCUCGUUGGUACGUGGCGACGGCUGCUCACUGCGUGUCCCGAGCUCGUCCUAGAGACGUGUCCGUGUGGCUCGGAGCUCUUGACACUACUUCGGGGGAUAAAAGCGCGAGGAAAAUUGGGGUCGUUCAGAAAAUCCUCCACCCUCUGUUUCAAUUCCGCAUGACUCAACCUGACCGGUACGACAUAGCGUUGCUGAAGCUCUCCCGACCUGUGACCUAUACUAGUCACAUCCUCCCGAUCUGUCUGCCUGAUGGAGACUUCGACCUCCGCGGCAAGUCAGGGGUCAUCGCUGGCUGGGGCAAAACAGACACAAGCAACGGUCACACCGGGACUAACUUACUGCGGUCCGCUACUGUACCGAUAUUGAGCACAGAACAAUGUAUAAACUGGCACCAGAGUAAGCAGAUCUCUGUUGAAAUACAUUCAGAGAUGAUCUGCGCCGGACACUCCGACGGACAUCAAGACGCGUGUUUAGGUGAUUCAGGAGGUCCUUUAAUAGUGUUGGACAGAGGUCGUUACUACCUGGCCGGCAUCACCUCGGCUGGGUUCGGCUGUGGCGUGGACCAUCAGCCAGGGAUUUAUCACAACGUGAGGGUCACCGCUGGCUGGAUAAGAGACGUCAUCACCAGAUACGGUGACCUCUAG